AUGUCCGUCACGUUCAUCGCGCAUAACCAGUCUGCGAAGGAUCGCGCCCUCGCCAUUCCGGAACUCCUCGACAACGUCUUCGCGUAUUUGGGUCGACACGACGCCGCACAUGCCGCACAACUGUUCGGUCUCCUAGCUCCUCCCCAGUCUAGGCACAACCACACCCAUACAUACAAUGUCGAAGUCACUGAGAGACGCGUGGACCGCUUUCUGCCCAUUGCCCGCCGCGUUCGCGAACUGCACUCCAUGAGCUCGAAGGCCGAGUGUCACAAAGAUAAUCACUCGUUCCUAUGCAAUAAUGAGGCCUUCUUCGAGGAUCUCGCCACAAUGGUGGCUGCGAGAGGCCACGUCCUUUUCCCUCGUCUCGUAUACCUACGUUGGUGGGAUCUUUAUUCGUCGAUGUAUACCUGGCCCCUCUUCGGCAGUUCCGUCUUGACCGAAGUCAACAUCAUAGUGCCGCACUGCUGCUUGUACACCGACUCUCUGACUGCACUAUCGGUCCUGGCGCCGUCCGUCAAAUCCAUAUGCCUCACCGCGUAUCCUCCGAAAGAGUACGAUGGAACAGUCCUGUUUUCAGCCCUCGAUGUCGAGCUUCUGGACGAUGGAUGGCCCGAUGUCUUUGAACGUCUCAAGAAUCUGACAACCCUCGCCGCGCCUGUCAACUUCCUCACCUCCGCUGCGCUCGCUGCAGCUGCCACAAGCCCAAACCUAGCGAUCCUCCGGUUCCACACGACGUCGGACCCAAAGAGCUCCAUACGCAAAAGGCAGAGCAUCACCGACUUCCCCACGCCUUCUUUCGCUCCGGGAUCAUUCCCGUCUCUUUCCAUGCUGGAGCUCGCCGCGCCGCUCGUCGCAUACAACAACAUCUUGCGCGAUGCCAACUUCCCUACCCAUCAACUCAGGCAAAUCGGAGUGCGUGCAGUGCAGGCUGAAACGGAGAGUGAGAUCCGCAGCGUUCUGAGCACGCUCAGUGAACGCGCUGGCCCCGCGCUAUCAACCCUGCGCAUUUUGCUCGCUUCGCGGUACCGGUGGGACGAACCCCAGACGGACAUGGAUGAACCUGAUGAAGCUGAAGCGCGCAGCUGGCGCUAUGGGAAGGCUCCAGGCAGACGCGAGCAGUUGCACGCCGCCACGUUCUCUCCACUACACGGCGCAUCGAACUUGGCGAUUCUCGACGUCGCGCAUCGCUUCUCGGUGCGGAUCAACGAUGACGAGCUCGUAGAGCUCGUACAGGCGCUUCCCGCACUCGUCGUACUUUCCCUGAAUCCAGUGCCAGUGGUCGUAGGCGGCACCCCGCUCACACUCCGCGUUUUGGGUCGACUGGCGCGCAUCCGUCCGUUCAUGGAGGUCAUCCGGUUCUACCUCGACGCCACACUGGAAGACGAAGAACCAUUACCGGACCGUGUCGACCGGUUCAGAGGAUCACUGCGUUCGUUAUGGCUUGAUGCGUCGCCCAUCACGAUGAACCAGGAUAAACUGGCGGACGUGGCGUAUUAUCUGUCAAUGGUACUUCCCCCUAACAGGACACUGAGCAACACGCCGUUGCCUGAUGGGCUGGAUGGGUCGCCACUGUACUUCUGGGACCAUGUGCCGCCUGUGAGCAGCGACCGAGUCCAUGCUUGGUCUUGCGUCACAGAGAUGAUACGGCAGAUUCGCGAAUCCGAGGACGAAGACGACACGGCUGUACCCGUCUCCGAAGAAGUGUCCCUGUCUGCAUAA
This is a messenger RNA of Peniophora sp. CBMAI 1063, 1719 nucleotides long. The record is from the annotation of a GenBank genome assembly. Lineage: Eukaryota; Fungi; Basidiomycota; Agaricomycetes; Russulales; Peniophoraceae.